This is a messenger RNA of Candidula unifasciata, 1550 nucleotides long. The record is from the annotation of a GenBank genome assembly. NCBI's taxonomy places the organism in Eukaryota, Metazoa, Mollusca, Gastropoda, Stylommatophora, Geomitridae.
AUGGCCUGGCCUGGUAUCAUCAGUCAUAUCAAAAGAAAAGUAUGUCGACACACCAGUGUCAGAUAUACGCUCCUAUGUGUGCCCUUGCUAUGGAUGCUGUUUAUCUGCUGGGCAAUGUACUAUACUCAAUCUAUAGAGACAUUUCAGUCAAAAAGAGACCUCCGUGAUACGUUUACACAUCAGAAGCAGAUGUUAGUACCUCCAGACAUCGAGUCGACCAGCCAAGUGGCGUUAACGAAUGUUAUAUUUGCAAAGAAACAAAACAUCAAGCAUGGUAUGGUUUCUACGUUAAAAGAACCAAUACUGGAGCAUUUUGAGACUGGUGAUCAUCAAAAGCAAAUUUCCUAUCAUAUUAAUUCUUCUAAACAUGUGGCAGUUAUCAAUAGGACUAUUAGUCUACAGACAGAACAUCCGAAGGAUACGGGUGUCUUUGAGAAUCAACAAAGAGUUCCAGCCCCUCAGUAUGGGAAAGCAGUAAAAGUAGAUCGAGACAGCCUCCCUCCAGAGGAACUUAAAAAGUUUAAUGAUGGGUGGGACAACUUCAAGUUUAAUGAAUUCGUUAGUAAGCUGAUCUCCACCCAGAGGCAGACACCAGAUUACAGACCGGAUGAGUGCAAAUUUCCAUACGACAUUUCGUUUCUGCCGAAAGCAAGUAUUAUUAUAUGUUUCUACAAUGAGGCCUGGUCCGUCCUGUUGAGAACAAUUCACAGCGUGCUAGCCAUGACGCAGUCAGAACUGCUGGAGGAGAUCAUUCUAGUGGACGAUUACUCAGAUAUAGUAAUGAUGCAUGAACCACUGGAAUAUUAUGUGGCCCAGGUGGACAAACUGAGACUUCUGCGCAUGACCAAGCGUUCUGGAUUAGUGCGGGCAAGAUUGGCAGGUAUCAGGGCGGCCAAAGCUCCCGUCCUUGUUUUCUUGGAUUCCCAUGUCGAGUGUGAAAAGGACUGGUUGCCCCCUCUUCUACAAGUGAUUGUGAAGCAUCCUAACUACGCGGUGACACCAGAGAUCGAUGUUAUAGACUUCAAGGACUUCUCCAUACAUUCUGCAGCAAACAAUAUAGGUAUCUUCACUUUUGAAGGUUUUACAUUUGACUGGACCAGCGUCUUACCUCGGAUUAAAAAGAUGAUAAAAUCUCCUGCAGAUCCUUUUUUAUCUCCUACAAUGGCCGGUGGGCUAUUUGCAAUAAGAAAAGAUUACUUUCUUUCUAUCGGAACCUACGAUAAUGGACUAGAGCUGUGGGGAGCAGAAAACAUCGAGCUGUCAUUAAAGCUAUGGAUGUGUGGAGGCGGCAUCUUAAUUCACCCAUGCUCUAAAGUGGCGCAUGUAUUUCGCGAUGAUUCCCCUUACUUUGUCGGCAAGAAUACUGAAGUGCUUUUCAAAAACACAGCCAGGGUAGUCCAGGUUUGGGCGGAUGAAUACAGAGAGUUAUAUUUUCGAGGCAAACCUUACAACGAGGCAAAAUAUGGAAGCGUGCUAGAACAGCAGAAAUUGCGCGAGAAGCUUCAGUGCCACAGUUUCUCCUGGUAUUUGGAUAAUAUUUAUCCGGAGAU